AUGCACCCCCUGGAUGAAUACGCCAUGAACGCUAAUAUCAAUCUGGACGAGUGGCGUCGCCAAAACGAAGCAGCGCACUUGCCAAUGCGUACAAUCUUUCGCUGCGCUUACUUGGCCGCAAUAAUCGUUUUUGCCUUCUACAUCCUCGCCAGCCUCUAUGUUCCCAUGGCAGACGAAGAGGACGUUAUAUGGGGGAUCAUUGUCGAGGCGCCGAAUGCUGGAAAUAUUUACGGGGAAUGUACCAAAGAUGGGGGCUAUUGCUACGCGCAACCCAAGAAAGUAGCACUGGUAGCACUCGGCCGGCUCAAUCCGGAAGUUUUACGCCACACGCCGGUGAACGACGUUAACAGUGUCCCGGAAUACAUCGCGUACUACCCGAAAAUAUUCCGUGGGCGCGCCGGAGAGCGAGCGGCCGCCGAC
Messenger RNA from Iphiclides podalirius (scarce swallowtail), 420 nucleotides. Lineage: Eukaryota; Metazoa; Arthropoda; Insecta; Lepidoptera; Papilionidae. The record is from the annotation of a GenBank genome assembly.